AUGACCGAGGACAAGCCGCAGACACCACAGGCGCUUCAGCCGGCCACACAAGAGGCACAGACCCAAUUUCUUUCGGAUGUUAUCUCUACCUACCGCCCGAUAAAAUCAUUCAAGGGCUCUAAACCAGAUACCCCCAACUACGUGACUUCCCUCGAUUUCGAUGAUACAGGCGAUUUCUUAGUUACUGCUGGCGACGAUGACGUCAUCCAGAUCUAUGAUGUUAAAGAGGGCAAGCCGAAGAAAUCAGUUCCAAGUAAGAAGUAUGGUGUCCACCUUGCUCGAUUCACGCACCACCAACGCCAGGUUCUCCACGCAAGUACAAAAGUUGAUAACAGCUUGCGGUUGCUGGAUCUUCAUAAUGAAGGCUACAUUCGGUACUUUACCGACCAUACGGAUACAGUAACCAGCUUGGCUUUGGCACCUUCGGCGGACCAUUUCGUUUCUGCUGGCAAGGACGAUACAGUCACGGUCUGGGACCUGGCAUCCCGUAAUGCACAGGGGAAGCUAAAACUUGCAACCCCUUACUUAGUUGCAUUUGACCCCUCUGGAUCGGUGCUUGCCGUCGGCUCCCAAUCCACAUCAUCUGUUCUUCUCUAUGAUUUCCGAAAUUAUGACAAAGCACCAUUCGCGACCUUCGACUUGGGUCCAUUUGAGGAAGUCCAUACACCAAAUACCAAGGGCCGUGCUUGGACACGUUUGGAAUUCUCCAACGAUGGGAAAUUCCUGAUGGUGGGAACUGACUUCCACGGUCAUUUUGUUUUGGAUGCAUUCGAUGGAUCUCUCAAGGCUUUUCUUGCUGGCAAAGGCGGCUCACCUGGCCGUGCUGCUCCGCUAUCCACAACUGGAAAGCCUCGCGGGCAAGGCGAUGCAAGCUUCACACCUGAUGGCCGUUACGUUAUCGGUGGUAAUGGAGAACGGUCAGGGGUGCUUGUGUGGGAUCUUCAUCAGCAAAUCCAGUCCAACGACCAGUUGUAUCCCAUGGAAACACUUCCAAACAGAACCCGAACUUCUCUUAUCGAGUACAAUCCCCGCUACAAUAUGCUCGUUAGUGCCGACAAAGAGACCGUUUUAUGGCUUCCUGAUGAGCCUUCGAAAGCAUCAGAGAAGUAG
Molecule: messenger RNA, 1110 nt
Organism: Penicillium angulare
Lineage: Eukaryota; Fungi; Ascomycota; Eurotiomycetes; Eurotiales; Aspergillaceae
Product: WD-repeat containing protein SWD2
Exons: 2
Coding region: 1-1110 (369 amino acids)
Cellular component (GO): Set1C/COMPASS complex
Molecular function (GO): chromatin binding; protein binding
Source: RefSeq, a predicted model, not a curated record